This is a messenger RNA of Planococcus citri (citrus mealybug), 1033 nucleotides long. Its product is annotated as nuclear transcription factor Y subunit gamma-like. The transcript has 4 exons. Bases 229 to 900 code for a protein of 223 amino acids. Lineage: Eukaryota; Metazoa; Arthropoda; Insecta; Hemiptera; Pseudococcidae. Gene Ontology annotation, molecular function: DNA-binding transcription activator activity, RNA polymerase II-specific; RNA polymerase II cis-regulatory region sequence-specific DNA binding; protein heterodimerization activity. The record is from RefSeq and is a predicted model, not a curated record. Gene Ontology annotation, biological process: regulation of transcription by RNA polymerase II. Gene Ontology annotation, cellular component: CCAAT-binding factor complex; nucleus.
AUUUGCAAUUUCUUCUGUCUGUUUACUUCCAGUGAUUGGUAGAAUUAAUUUUGUUUGAUUGGUUCAAGUUUUUUAAAAAUUUGGUUCAGAAUUUCAGAGUUGGCGCGAAUUAAUUCGAUUAUUAAUUUCAGGACAUUAUUUUAUAAUGUUCCUGAGGACUCGCUGAUUUUUAAUCGUCCAUAAAUACCCUAUAAAUUCUAUGUAUUAAGCCAUUCCAAGUGCCCAAUUAUGUCAGUAUACUUCAUAAAUUCGGCUAGUGAAGAAGAGAUUGAUUCGCCGACUCAUAUUGGAGAAUCAAAUGGUCAUUCUUCUGAAUCGGAAAGUGGUCCUAGCAAUGAUCCUCAAUACGGAGAAUUAACGUUACAAACUUUCUGGCCUAAGGUUACUGAAGAGAUACGUAAAAUAAAUGUGCUCGAUAUCCGGAAUCAAGCCCUACCUUUGGCUAGAAUUAAGAAGAUAAUGAAAUUAGACGAAGAUGUUAAAAUGAUCAGUGCAGAAGCACCGAUGUUAUUUGCCAAAGCUGCUGAAUUAUUUAUCAUGGAGUUAACAUUACGAGCAUGGGUUCAUACCGAAGAUAAUAAAAGAAGAACACUUCAGCGCAGUGAUAUAGCGAUGGCAAUAACCAAAUACGAUCAGUUUGAUUUUCUAAUAGAUAUUGUUCCUCGAGAAGAAGCCAAAAUAGGUAUCAGUAGGACCGCUCAGGAUACCAGUCGAACGGCCAUAAAUUCUGAUCAGGUUCAUUAUUACUUUCAAUUAGCCCAACAGCAAUCAAACGAUACCACCCCGAGUCCGACUCCAGCAGCUUCGAUCGCAAGCCCUACCACAGUUCAAGUAAUUCAACCAGGAACUGGUCAAAUACAAACUGUUACGAUAUGUGCACCAGGCAUACAACAUGCGUAAAAAAAAUUGUUUAUUUUCCAAAGUCGAGUUUAACCGUUCGCGUACCUAUCCAUAAAAAAAAAGAAAAUUAUUAUGAAUGCGUCUGUAUAUUAAAAUUAAGAUGUAAUAUUAAGAAUUAUAAUUAUUGAUAACA